CGGGGUGCCUGUCUCCGUUAAGUGCCGGUCAGUCGCCCAUGCGCCCCACGCGCAGGGCCGCUGCACCUGUCCCGGGGCUUGCGGAGCCGUCACCCUAGGCCCUGCCCCACUCUCAGCCCCUGCCGACGUAGGGUGCCAUCAUUGGCAGGAAGAGCACAAUGGAAGUUCUGCGUCCAGCACUUAUAAGGAUUGGAGGGCGCAUUUAUAGGAAAAAUAAUAUUCGACAGCAGACCUAUCCAAAUGAAGAAGAGGAUGAUUUCUGUGCAGGCCCUGAGGAUCCCACAGAUGAGCCUUGUGAUGCCUUCAUGGUGGAAGAGACUGAGAGAGGUUUCCAGUGUACAGUGGAGGUUCCCAGCCCACUAUACAAGUAUAUCAUUGGAAAAAAAGGAGAAACCAGGAAGAGACUGGAAACAGAGACUCGAACUUCUAUCAACAUUCCCAAGCCUGGAAUGGAAGGACAAAUUGUGAUUACUGGACAACAGCGUAGUGGUGUCAUUUCAGCCCGAACACGGAUUGAUGUUCUUGCUGAGAGUUUCCGCAAGAAGCAGCCAUUCACACACUUCCUGUCCUUUGCUCUCAACCAGCCUGCAAUUCAGGAAAAAUUUCUACAGUUCAAGGAGGAAGUACUGGAGAAAUGCUCCAAGGAUCAUGGAGUCAAUAGCAGUCUGUUCCAGAACCCAGCAAAGCUCCAUCUUACUAUUGGGACACUAGUGCUCCUGAAUGAGCAGGAGACCCGGAAGGCAUGCGAACUCCUGCAGAGAAGUAAAGAGGACUUUAUUGACAAAAUUGUUGGAGGCAAAUCCCUGACUGUGGAGGUGGCAGGGUUAGAAUACAUGAAUGAUGACCCUGCCAUGAUCGAUGUUCUUUAUGCAAAAGUUUACAUGAAGGAUGAAUCAGACAAGUUACAGCUAAUAGCUGAUAGACUCAUGGAACAGUUUGUGACCUCUGGGCUGAUGAUGAAGGAGUGGGACAGGGUGAAACUCCAUGCUACUAUCAUGAAUACUCUCUUCAGGAAAGACACAAAUGUUGAAGAGCAAAAUAAUGCAACUACAGGCAAAUCAUCUUUCAAGGAACGGGAGACGUUUGAUGGCCGAAAUAUACUGAAGAUCUUUGAGAACUUCUACUUUGGAGAACUACAGCUGAAUUCAGUCCAUCUUUCUCAGAGAUUCUCCACAGACAGCUCUGGUUACUACGCUACAUCUGGACAGCUCACUUUCUCCUGAAAUAACAACUCAGAUGCUCCAACAGAUCUGCUGUGCACCCAGAAUUGUAAAGGGGUUACAUUAACUUUGGAGCCUCAAACGUGAAGAGAGAUCUCUUCUAUGGAUUCUACAAAGAGUAUGAUACCAUGUUAUUUCUUCAAAGAACCAUGCACAAUCUGCGACGUUGCACUUUCUUGAUGGAAGUCUCCUGCAGUCUUUCCUACAAAUAUCUCAUCUCCCUGUCUUUUCAAAAAGCUCUGGUCUGCUCCUACUUCCACCUCACACUGGUUUUUGAUUUCCCUUAACACUUCUAGUUUACAGGUUUCUUCCACUUGGAAGCUAGCUGGCAUCUUUAGGAUAAAGGGUCAUCGUCAGCUAACCUUUUAUAUGCAGUUUUUCUCGUUUUUAUCAGUUGUUUGAUGCCAUCUUACAAGUUUACAAAAAUAACAUUUAUUUCUCUACAGUUUCUUUCCCUCUGGCAAAUAUUUGUCUCUCCUAGCCUCCCUCCUCAGCCUUCUUUGUAAUGGAGCAGAAGACAUCUUCAUUUUGUUUACUUCGCUAUUUCAAAGCCCAAUGAAGUCAGUGGAAAGACUCCUAUUGAAAUCAGUGGACUUUGGAUCAGGCCUUAUAUGAACAGGAAUGUUGCAUGUGCCUGUUUACAUUUGUCACUAAACUGCUUGUUGUAGACAGCAGAGUGUGCGCACCCAGCUUUCUGUGUGUCGCACCAGGUCUUGAGAAUUUUGUUUUUAAAUGAGCAACUGUAACUCUCAAAAUAAACGUUUAAAAUCCAGAAGAGAUCCCCAGACUGUAAUAUAACAAUGUUAAGGCAAGCCAUUACGUGGGGCCCAAACAGUUUUACAGUGUUUCUGUAACAUUAAUUUAUUUGGUUAUUUUAACAUCACUAAUUCCUUUCCAAAAAAAAAAGUAUUUAACUCCUGUUGCAUUAAUAAAGCUAUCAAAUUAUUUUUGUAAGCUUUUUGCACUUGUAUUAAUAAACCAUUUGCAAUAAGUGCAGUGAGAACUGUUUAAAGCAGUCAUUCCUGAGGCUGUCAAAAAUCUGUUUAUUGUAAAUGGUUUUCUGAUAAAGGAGCAAAAUUAUUACAGUUGGUGACACUUUGAGACAGCAUCUUAAGACAGUUUGCUUAAACAAUACUGAUCUGUUUCAUGUUAUCUGGGGAUCAUCUUUCCAAAUUCAGUAAUAGUGGCAACAUAGUCUUUUUUUUUUCUUCUUUCUUUCACUAGGAAAGUUUAAAAAUGGAUGAUCCUGGUUUCUUCAUUUUUGUAUUGAAAACAUUCCUUUUGCUCAGAAAAUCAGUUUUAAUAUUCACCCGUUAGUCUGAAGCUACCCUGUACUCUAUUUUAAUAUUUUUUUCUCCAGCUCUCUUCCCAUGCUGCCCAAUGCCACUGCACACUUAUCCUCCGGUGGGAAGAGCCUCUUCUAAAACCACCCUUAAUGCUGCUUAGCUAGUAAAGCAUGUGUACCCACACUUGGGACCUAAUCCUGUGAGAUGCUGAAAGCUCUCAACUCCUGUUGGUUUCAGCUUUCAGCAAGAAGCAUAUCUCAGGAUCAGGCUGUUAGUCUUCCACCCAAAAGUACAGACUAGAUUUUCUUUUUGCGAUAGAAAGAUAUACAUAUAAAAGCUUCUCAGCAUGUUUUAUUUUUAACAUCUGUAACCAAGAAGCUGUUUAUGCACUUAGCAAUAUACUUCAGAGUAAGUAUUCAAGCUCUAAAGGACACUGAGUACUAUUUUUAUUCCUCUUCGUAAGCAGUUCUGUCUUAGAAGCUUAGCUAUAAAAUUUCCUUUCCAACUA
Chelonoidis abingdonii (Abingdon island giant tortoise) is the source of this 3014-nucleotide messenger RNA. It is a transcript of the gene ASCC1, whose product is annotated as activating signal cointegrator 1 complex subunit 1. Gene Ontology annotation, molecular function: RNA binding. Lineage: Eukaryota; Metazoa; Chordata; Testudines; Testudinidae. The record is from RefSeq and is a predicted model, not a curated record. Gene Ontology annotation, cellular component: nucleus. Gene Ontology annotation, biological process: DNA alkylation repair; regulation of DNA-templated transcription.